UCCAGCCAGCUCCUGCUCUCCAGACUCCAGCCACACUCAUACCCAGUGCCAUGGCCCCAGCCACCCGUUCACUCCUCCGUGCCUCUCUGCUGUUGCUGCUGCUGCUGCUGAUCACCAGCCGCCAGACUACAGGGGCAGUUGUGGCCACCGAGCUGCGUUGUCAGUGCCUGAAGACGAUAUCCAGGAUUGAUUUCAAGACCAUCCAGAGCUUGAAGGUGACACCUCCAGGACCCCACUGCACCCAGACAGAAGUCAUAGCCACUAUCAAGGAUGGUCAAGAAGUUUGCCUCGACCCUGAAGCCCCCUUGGUUCGCAGGAUCAUCCAAAAGAUUCUGAACAAAGGCAAGACUAACUGACCUGGAAAGAAUUGGGAUGUGGGCUGCUGUACUUCAAGGAGAAGAAUCAAAGAGAAAACAACACCCUGGAAGCCUGGAUGGUUCCUGAUGUGUUUUUACUGUCUGAAAGUUUAUUUAUUUAUCUAUCUAUCUAUUUAUUUAUUUAUUUAUCUUUCAACUCUCAGAUAUUGCUAUGAUCGUUGUGAUAUUUAAAGAGAUAAGUGUGUUUGGCAAUUCACUAUAAUAUUUUAAAAGGUCAUUUUAAUAUGUUAAAUAAAAGUUAUUUACUUACGUAGUUGGAAGAUGAUGAACGUUUAGAUCUGUCCAUUCAUUACUUUCUGAGGGGAUGAGUUAGGUGCUAGCUCUGUCAUGCCUCUAGUAUAAUAGAGACUGGGCAUAGGGGGGUGCAUAGACAGAUGCAGUCUACUUUUGAGGUAGGAUUGUGCAUGUACAAAUCAGGUUUUAUAAGUAUUGAGAAGAACAGAACAGCUGUUAUUUAUUUUUCAGUGUUUUUCAGUGUUUUUUGCACUAUGUACAUAGCAUUUAUUGUCUUUUUAAUAACUGUAAUGUUGUGAAUAUCCCUUGGACAUUUUAUGUCUUCUUUGUAAGGCACAGUGCCUUGGUCAGCAAUUAUUUUGUCAUGCUUUCUUAUGUCUUGAAGUAGAAACAUUUAUUUAUUUGUGUACUUUUAAAAAUAACAUUUGUAAAUAAA
Messenger RNA from Phodopus roborovskii (desert hamster), 1047 nucleotides. RefSeq names its product C-X-C motif chemokine 2. Gene Ontology annotation, biological process: neutrophil chemotaxis; cellular response to lipopolysaccharide; chemokine-mediated signaling pathway. NCBI's taxonomy places the organism in Eukaryota, Metazoa, Chordata, Mammalia, Rodentia, Cricetidae. Gene Ontology annotation, cellular component: extracellular region. Bases 51 to 356 code for a protein of 101 amino acids. Gene Ontology annotation, molecular function: chemokine activity; CXCR chemokine receptor binding. The record is from RefSeq and is a predicted model, not a curated record. The transcript has 4 exons.